Molecule: messenger RNA, 2578 nt
Organism: Hemicordylus capensis (graceful crag lizard)
Lineage: Eukaryota; Metazoa; Chordata; Lepidosauria; Squamata; Cordylidae
Gene: TRAPPC5
Product: trafficking protein particle complex subunit 5
Exons: 2
Coding region: 406-972 (188 amino acids)
Biological process (GO): endoplasmic reticulum to Golgi vesicle-mediated transport
Cellular component (GO): TRAPPI protein complex; TRAPPIII protein complex; TRAPPII protein complex
Source: RefSeq, a predicted model, not a curated record
UAUCUUGUUUUAAAUACGGCAACGCGGGAAGAAAGAGGCCCGUGAAUGAAACUGCCGCUGGGAGAUAAGAGGGGUGGCGACUGGCGGCAGAAAACCAGACGAGGCUGCGUGCGCUGCAGAGCCCACCUAAAGCAUCUUUCCGUCACCCGCCCGGUCUGGCUACAAGACUUCAUCCGAUGAAAGGCCUGUCCAACCAGUGCAUAAGGAUUUGCUGAAAAAUCUUUGCUAAUUUCUCAGCCGCUUUGCGGGAUUACAAUUUCUAGGGUUUCCAGAGCGUUAAACAGAGUUUGCAUUUCUAAGGGAACCUGGGAUUAAGAGUUUGGUUACUCUGUAAACUUCUACCACCACUUAAACUGACUUGAAAUCAGGUUAAUAAUGUGAUUAAGACAGACGGAUACUGGCACCAUGGAUGCACGUUUUACUCGUGGUAAAUCCGCUAUUCUUGAGCGGUCACUCACUCGACCCAAGACAGAUGUCAGCCUCAGUGCCUUUUCACUGCUGUUCUCUGAGAUUGUGCAGUAUUGCCAGAACCGGGUCUACUCUGUCUCUGAGCUUCAGAACAAGCUUUCUGAGCUAGGCCAGCAAGUGGGAGCCCGUAUCUUGGAUGUGCUGGUGAUGCGAGAGAAGAAUGGAAAGCGAGAAACCAAGGUCAUCAAUAUCCUGCUCUUCAUCAAAGUGACUGUGUGGAAAGCCCUCUUUGGGAAGGAAGCCGACAAGCUUGAGCAAGCCAAUGAUGACGACAAAACCUACUACAUCAUUGAGAAGGAGCCUCUCAUCAACACGUAUAUUUCAGUGCCCAAGGAAAACAGCACACUCAACUGUGCUUCUUUCACAGCUGGCAUUGUGGAGGCCAUGCUCACUUGCAGUGGAUUCCCUGCCAAAGUCACAGCCCACUGGCACAAGGGCACCACCCUCAUGAUCAAAUUUGAUGAGUCUGUUAUAGCGCGUGACAAAGCCCUGGAUGGACGCUAAGUACAUCCUGUGUGUACUAAUCUGAAUUGCUCUUCUGUAUAUAUGUAUUUCAACAAGAUUCUGAAAUAACUGCCCUGUCAGUGUUUGGGCAGUAUAUAGUGAGGGAGAACAAGGUUCAGUGUCUACAUCAGAGCAAGCGACUUGUGUUCCAUUCUCUGAUGCAGACAUAAUUUUUCUACAGCAUUGAUACAGAUCACCUAGGGCCCAAAAAAUGUACUUCCAGAAAUCUACCCUAAACUCCGUUCUCUUAAACUUGAUAGAUGCUGAAGAUUGGGGAGGCAAUGGAGAUCAUUGUUUUCCUUACCAAGAGAGAUUUCAUCCAUCAAGCAGGGCUAAAUAAUGUAGACAAAUGUAUGAGGCAUUCCUUUCAGUUGUUGUUUGGCAUUUCUUUGUUGCUGCCCUACUGAAAUUGCCACCAGAAGAUACUAAUGCUGGCCUCUUUGCUUUGGAGUUUGCUGUGAAGCCUCUGUGCUCACAUUAUUACCCCUUCCAGUUACUGAGGAUUGUACUCUGCUUGCUGUCUUGCCUGCAGGAAUGAGUCAGCAAAGCAUACCUCAGCAAAGCAGUUGCAUUCCAUAAACCUCUUAACAACUUGCCCAGCCUUUAGAGUUGCUAAGGUGUUCAGACAGAGAGCUUUAGAACAGAUUCUUCAAGGCCAGUUUGAAAUGUCUCAGAGUGGGUGGGGCCUGAGUGCUGGUGCUCUUCCUGCUCUGUAGACAAAAAGGCAACAAAGCUCUAAAUCCGGUAUCGGCUUUCCUGCUCUUCCAAUGGAAUUGCUAAGUGAAGGCACCAUUUGAGAAAUUGUCCCAGAGCUGUUCCUAGGGCUUUUGCAUCAGCACAAUUUGCCUUUCUCUCAGACCAUAGCAGGAAAUAGCUUUGUGGAGAAAAAUGUGACCUUUAAAAAGAAGAAAAGGGUGGGGGGAGACAUUUGUGAAAAUAACAAGAAUAUACUGUUGAAAGAAGCUUACUUCUUUAAAUCAGUCAAUUUCAGAUAUUCUGUCAAACUAAAUAAGGUCAAUAACAGUUCUGAAGAAUCUUCCUCCCCGUUAAUAAACUCUGUUAAAUAGCCCUUUUAAAGUUCUCACGAUGGUCCUGUUCUGUACCCAAUACAUUACAGAAGCAGUGGUAGCAUUCUGUCGAGAAGGCACUAGGUGGCAGUAAACUCCAUUGGCAUAUAUUUUGUUGUGCUGUUAAAGGGUUGUGAAGGAGAUUACUCUUUAAAUUUUGCUUCAUGUGAUUCUAAAGCCAUGUAGCGCCAUCUUAUGAAUGUUCAUUGGGAAUGAAAGAUCCCUGAUGCUGAAGAAUAAAGUCCUCUAGAACAGGGAUUAUCAACGUUGGGUCCCCAGAUGUUAUUGGACCUCAACUCCCAUAAUCCCCAACCAAAAGCCACUGGGGCUAGGGAUUAUGGGAGUUGAAGUCCAAUAACAUCUGGGUCCCCAGCGUUGAAGAUCCCUGCUCUAGAAGACUGAAAAAGCGUUGGUAACCACAGUGUGCAAGUAUAUGAUCUCAUCAGGAGAAUUUGUUCAAAAAAACCCCAUUGUAUUACAUUACAUGCCAAGUUUCCGUGUAUGCGUGUUCUGAAAGAUAAACUCUCCCAUCGUAUUCA